ACCAGAGUGUCUCUCUUGCCCCAGCUUGGGGAGGGGUCAUAUUGAAAACGGAGGAGGUUUGCUUGAGGAGGUUGGUGUGAAAGGUAAUUUGAGUUUGGCUAGCAAGACAUUUGCAUAGGAAAAUACAUCUGCGCAAAGUUUUGCCAUAGCUUUGUAACGUUAGUGAUUCCCCCGACUUGCAAUUUAAGAUGCAAAGGCUUUAACUAUGGAUUUACGGCAGUGUAGAGCGACACCGCUGAGUUGCAGAAGAGGUUGUCCGAGAUGACUUAUAGAGAAAAGUUUGUAUAGUGUAGUAGUGUAUCCAGCCUGUGUCAAAUUUCCUAUUUGAAUCGAAGCUGCUCUGUUUUCGCAAUAGUUCCGGGCUCAGUUGAGUACAUCGGCUAAUAAAACUUAGGGAACUAAAACGUCUUGAGAUCCUGUCACCUUUAAACUGUCAAAGGAGCAGUAAGUGAUUAUAUCUGGCAUCGAAAAAGAACCUGGGCUCUUCUGACCAGUCAACAGGAGCAGAUGUCAAGCCCGGCACUACUAGGGGAAGGGGGGGAAGGGUCAAAGUUGCCUGAUAAAGAAGAGCUGAACAGAAAGAUUAAAGAGCAAAAAAUUGUAGUUGAUGAACUUUCCAACUUGAAGAAGAAUCGUAAAGUUUACAGACAGCAACCGAACAGCAACAUAUUCUUUCUAGCAGACAGAACUCAAACUCUCUCCGAAUGCACAAUUACUUUAGAUGAACUAAAGAAAGCUCAUCAAGAAAUAGAAAACUCAGAAAAAACCAAGACCAAGAAAUAGUUAAAUCCAAUACAAGUUUACAAUGUGUGGAAUUUGCUGUGUGGUCAGCUUAUCUGCUCAUGCCCCUGG
Molecule: messenger RNA, 852 nt
Organism: Crotalus tigris (Tiger rattlesnake)
Lineage: Eukaryota; Metazoa; Chordata; Lepidosauria; Squamata; Viperidae
Gene: ASDURF
Product: ASNSD1 upstream reading frame
Exons: 5
Coding region: 508-783 (91 amino acids)
Source: RefSeq, a predicted model, not a curated record